AUGUCCGACUGGUUGUGGCACCCAAAUCUCGAUGUUCGUCAACGUCCAGAUGAAGAGGACUACAAAGUUUUCCCUUGUUCUUGCUGUAGUGCAUUUAGACUCUACAAAAUCUUGACGAUUAUCGUGGGAAUAAUUUGGGGAUUAGCGUUUGUGGGAAUGUUGAUACUGUUUCUGAGUGGGAAACAUUGGAUGGACAUUCUCCUCUCGAGUGGAUUAAAUCCGAUUGAGCUGAUUCUCGUCGUUAUUGAUUUGAUUUUCUCUAUUCAAGCAAUUCGGACGAUGAGACCAAUCUUUGCUCAACUUCUUUUCCCGAUUUAUAUAAUUCUUGAUGCUUUCUCAAUCACAAAACGUGUAAUCUUUAUGGUUUACGCUAUUCGAGGAGACAUCAAGACGAAUCUCGGUGACGGUGGAGUAUAUGGAAGUAUUUUCGGUUUGGUGUUGACAGUGAUUGGAGUGAUUUGGAGUUUCUAUCUGCUCUACACUUUCUACAAAUACUUGAGAGAUGUAAAGCUGCACAAGGAACAGGCACAAUCCAGCGAAAUCUCAGGAGAAGCAGCAGCUAUCAACCAAAAGGAAACUGUU
Molecule: messenger RNA, 582 nt
Organism: Mesorhabditis belari
Lineage: Eukaryota; Metazoa; Nematoda; Chromadorea; Rhabditida; Rhabditidae
Source: the annotation of a GenBank genome assembly